Symbiodinium natans is the source of this 402-nucleotide messenger RNA. Lineage: Eukaryota; Dinophyceae; Suessiales; Symbiodiniaceae. The record is from the annotation of a GenBank genome assembly.
AUGGUCUCCGGGAAGCAUCCGAACAUCGUCGAGUACUUCGAGUGCUUUGAGGAGAUUGGCGUUAUCCACCUGGUUCUUGAGUACUGCUCUAAGGGCAAUCUCAACAACGUGAUCCAUUCCAAAAGGUUCCGAGAAGGUGGCGAGAAAUUGACCGCCAAGCUUGUCUACCAAGUUGCUGGGGCUUUGCACUUCUUGCGAGACCUGCUAAUUGUACACCGAGAUGUGAAGCCCUCAAACCUCGUGUUUGCGGAAGACGAGGUCGUAAAGCUCACCGACUUCGGUUGCGCCUGCUUAGCAGAUAACCCCGUGCAGGACCUCACUGACAUCAAGGGCACUCCGAUUUUCUUUUCUCCUGAGAUACAUCAGCUGCCACGAGGCUCAAGCAGGCGAGGCCUAUCGUGA